ACCGCGUGGCUCUCGCCUGUGAUCCCAGUAUUCUGACUGGGCAAGCAGAAUACAAGUUCAAAGGCCACCCUCUGCUCCAGCCGUAGGGCGUGCCAGUCCGCCUGAGCUACGUGUCAAAACAGGGAGAGGGGAAAUUACUUCAUUCUACUCCAGAAGGCAACAAAACUACCUGAGGAAGAAUGGAAGGGGACCAGCUGGAAGCCUUGGACUUUCCUUCAGAGGAUUUGCCUGUUGAGGUCACCGUAGAGGUGACAGGAGAACCGCCUGGUGCUUUGGAGGAAGAACCAGAUAGUGAAGAAGAGGAAGAGACGCCCUCGGAAGUCAUAAAGUCACUGUCCCUUUUAGACGUGCUGAGGGUCUCCACAAUUAUGGAGGACAUCCUCGACCAGCUCUCUAUCCUAGGCUACAUCAUUCCCCUUCAGUAUGAGAGAAGGCAGAGCAUGAGCCAGAAAAGCAGCCAUGAAGGAACAUCUAUGAUGUCAAGUACAAGGAGACUAUCGGCUUCUUUAGUAACUAGAGAAAGAUCCAUGGUGUCGGAGGGCAAACAAAGAGGCCAGGAGUUUACCUUUAAAAAACCAACAAGACAGGCCAUAAUGACGCUGGAGACCCUGAGGAAGAUUCAGAACGACAGGCAGUAUUUCAGUGAUGUGAUUACAAAUGCCAUGAUGGACAUGCAAAAUUCUGGCUCAUUCAAGAGUCUGUUAGAAGCCUUGGACAAAGAAAGAGAGAAAAAAAUGAGUUUCCAUGAAGUCAUCACAAGGGAGGAAAAAGGAAGAAAACAGAUACGAUCUCUUCAAAAACAGUUAGUUGAUGUCAAAAAGGAGCGUCAAAUGCAAGUACAGAAUGGGAACGAAUACAUUGCUCACCUCAAGGAUCAGUUGCAAGAGAUGAAGGCAAAAACCAACUUGGAGAAUCUUUAUAUGAAAAGGAACACCGAGCUGCAGAUUUCCCAGACCCAGAAGAAAUGUAACAAAGCAGAGGAACUUUUGCUAGAGGAGAUAGAGAAACUGAGGAUGAAAACUGAAGAAGAGAACCGAGUCCAUAUGGAGAUCGAAGUGUUCCUUAAGAAAGAGCAGCAGAAGCUUGAGGAGAAACUCGAGUUCUGGAUGGAGAAGUUUGAUAAAGACACAGAAGCAAAACAGAACGAGUUAAAUGCUCUCAAGGCUGCCAAGGCCACUGACCUAGCGCACCUUCAGGACCUCGCGAAGAUGAUCCGGGAGUGUGAGCAGGUCAUUAUUGAAGACCGGAUAGAGAAGGAGAAGACCAGGAGGAAGCUGGAGCAGGAUGACUUGGAGCUGAAGAGCAUUGUGAAGCUCCAAGCCUGGUGGCGAGGUACAGUGGUCCGGAGGGAAAUUGGAGGUUUCAAACUGCCCAGGAAAGACAAAGAUGACAGCAAAGACUCAAAAGGCAAGGAGAAGGAAAAACGGAGAGGCAAGAAGUGACUAGUUUCUGUUGUUCUUUCUUCUG
Acomys russatus (golden spiny mouse) is the source of this 1467-nucleotide messenger RNA. RefSeq names its product IQ motif containing G (gene Iqcg). Lineage: Eukaryota; Metazoa; Chordata; Mammalia; Rodentia; Muridae. Gene Ontology annotation, cellular component: sperm flagellum; cytoplasm. The coding region runs from base 180 to 1442 and encodes 420 amino acids. The transcript has 11 exons. Gene Ontology annotation, biological process: sperm axoneme assembly; cilium organization. The record is from RefSeq and is a predicted model, not a curated record. Gene Ontology annotation, molecular function: protein binding.